Messenger RNA from Anastrepha obliqua, 1079 nucleotides. Its product is annotated as peritrophin-48-like. Gene Ontology annotation, molecular function: chitin binding. Gene Ontology annotation, cellular component: extracellular region. The record is from RefSeq and is a predicted model, not a curated record. NCBI's taxonomy places the organism in Eukaryota, Metazoa, Arthropoda, Insecta, Diptera, Tephritidae.
AUGUCAGUAGUAAAGCAACUCAUAUUUGGCAGUCUGCUCCUGCUGCUGGCCACUUCGAUUUCCGCCGAAUACGAUGUAAAUGCUGUGUGUACGUUGGUCUCCAAUGGUGUUCGCAUAGGCAGCAUCGAAUCUUGCCAGAAAUACUACGUCUGCAGCAACGGCAAGGCUGUAGCUUACAGUUGUCCCUCCGGCACUAAGUUCAGCAAGAAUGCGCAAAUCUGCUUAAACGCAGCUAACGUUGAAUGCUACCUUGAUGACACGAGUCCUUGCAGUGGUAAAUCUGAGGUGUUCGUUUCCAAAUCAGGCUCUUGUAGUGGCUGGACUUACUGUAAAAACGGUCAGGAAAUCAGCACUGGUACCUGUCCCAACAAUUUAAUUUUCCAAGAUGGAAAGUGUCAAUAUGGCUAUUGUUCCACUUCUACAACUAAUGUGGACCAAGAUUUUAAAACCGUCUGUCAGGUUAUGCCGAACAAUAUAUACUUUGGAAGCACACUUGACUGCAACAAAUGGCAAAUUUGUAAGAAUGAAAAGCUGAACGGAGGCUUCUGUAAAGACAAUUUAGUAUAUAAUGCUAACUCUGCUUCUUGUACCUACGAAACUGAAAGCACUUGUGCUUACGUCACGGGCACCAAGGUACUGCCUGAUGUAGAAACCUACGGUAGUUGCACUGAGGAUGGAGCUACAAAGUCCCCCAGCACAUGCAGCGACUAUUUAAAGUGCGUAAAUGGCCAGUGGAGUGUAUACUCCUGCACAGCUGUUGACGAAGAGUGUCGCAGUUAUUUGAUUUGUGCAAAUGGCGUCAAGCAGGGUUCGAACUCCUGUUCGACCGGUUAUUUCUUUGAGGAGAGCAGCCAAGCUUGCGUGAAAAUCAGUGGAAACAAUAAUGCAACCUACAUUGCAGAUAAUGGGGCCUGCAAUGUAGCUUCCUAAGAAUCCUCUACUGGUGACGAAUCAACUGAAGUUGACUAGACGAAGGCGAUGGAGGCUGCUGGCAAAGGUGAAAUCAAACCAGAGUGGCGACAAAAGUGAAACUAAUAUUGCAAACGAUUAUUUAACUAUCAUCAAAUCAGCUCUGAUUA